ACGUUUCGUAGCUAAGUAAUAAAUACUAAAUAGUAGAGUGCCUUGAAUCUUGAUAGAGACCAUAGAAAUAUAUAAACAAGAGACAACAUCUCUAAAAACGACAUCGCUGUUCGGAGUGCAUUCUGGCGGAUGAACAAUUUUGGAUCAUUUUUAUCAGCACUUUUAUCAGACUUUUGUAGCACUUUUACAAUGAUAACAUUUAAAAUACAGAAAACUCAAAACUUACUGUAUUCAUGAUCAAAAUAAAUGUUUGUAAACAUAAUAUAAUUAUUUAAUAUUCAUUGAACCACCGAUUAUAUGGAAAUUAUUAAUUGAACAUUGAUAAAUUGAUAAUAAUACUAUAUACAAUCAACUAUUCAAGAUUCAACAAUAAUUGUAUUUAUAAUAAAUAAUAGAUCUUAGAUAUUAUUUAUCAAAUAUUAUAAAUAAUUUAUUACUAAUCUAACAAAAUAAGAAAUAUUAACAAUAUUGUCAAUUUAUAUAAUUAUCGAUAAAUAUCAAUUUUAAUUUUUGAGUCGCUUGACAUAAUUUACAUAUUCAGUCUAAAAUUCUUUGCUAUGGAUCAAGAGAGUAUUACAGACCCACGAAAAAUUAACUUUCAAAACAACCGGUUGUGUUAUGUUGGCCAAGAUGUUACAAGUAUUCCAGAAGUACUGGGGAAAAUGUAUGGAUCCAAAGUCAGGUCUUUAGAUCUGAGCUUCAAUAGUUUGACUACUUUAAAUCAUUCUGAACUAUUUCCUGAUUUAGAAGAACUUGUCUUAGAUAACAAUAAUCUAGAUGAUACUAUUAAAUUACCUUAUUUACCACAUUUACAUAUACUCUCAAUGAAUAAUAAUAAAAUCACAAUUUUAGAAAACUUGGUAACCCAGAUAAAAUAUAAUAUGCCUUCUUUAAGAUUUCUCAGUUUGAUUGGAAACAAAGCUUGCCCAACACAGUUAAUAGAUUUUGAAAAAGAUGAAAACGAUUAUAAUAGAUAUAGGUAUUUUGUUUUACAUUAUUUACCAGAACUGAGAUUUCUUGAUUCAAGACCAGUUACUAAUGAAGAACUAGAUACUGCAUUAACUAAAGGCGAAUUCACAAAAAUCAUACGCCCACGUCUUGAAAAUGAACCACUUCGAUUUGAUUGGAAAUUAUCUCUUGGAUCCCAAUCUCGAGCAGAUACUUCAAGUAUUUUUUCCCCGCUUUCUGUUUCACCAACACAAGAAAUACAUCAUCAAGCUGCAUAUGGUCGACGUCGAUACCGUUAUGCUGGAAAACAUUCAGAGGGCAACCGUUUUAUUUUAAAUAGAGAUUUAUAAAGUUUUAUAACAAUAUUUUAACAUUAAUUUACAAGAUUAAAGAUAUAAUAUCAAUUUUUAUAUAUAUUAACAUAAAUAAUUUUAUGUAAUUGACUUUCAAGACAUAUUAAUUUAUUUAUAACCUUAGUAAUUAUUAUAUUUCUACAGAAUUAUAUAUUUUAGUUAAUAAUAGUUUGUGUAAAAUGUUAGUGAACUUAAAUUGAAUUUAUUAAAACUGUAAAAACCAAAUUUUACCUAAUUCAUAGUUAGUAUAUAUUACGUAUCAUAUAUUAAUUAGUACAGAUAUGUUUAACUUAUGUUUACAAAAUCACACUUAAUUGUUUUGUUUUGGUUAUUUUGAUCUUUUAUAAUAUAUUUUUAUUCUUGAGAAUUAUACAUGUAAUUGAUCUGUAAUAUUUUUAUUUAAUAUAUAUUUUAAAAUAUUUUGAUUUUAAA
This is a messenger RNA of Rhopalosiphum padi (bird cherry-oat aphid), 1733 nucleotides long. Its product is annotated as leucine-rich melanocyte differentiation-associated protein-like. The record is from RefSeq and is a predicted model, not a curated record. The transcript has 7 exons. The coding region runs from base 558 to 1298 and encodes 246 amino acids. Gene Ontology annotation, molecular function: protein binding. NCBI's taxonomy places the organism in Eukaryota, Metazoa, Arthropoda, Insecta, Hemiptera, Aphididae. Gene Ontology annotation, biological process: melanocyte differentiation.